CCAAAGCCCAUAUUCUAUUUCACCAAUUCAGCUCCUCUCCAAAACCUCAGUCACCUUUGCAGCUCUUUGCCGGCAAAUUCUCAGUGAAAUAAUCUCAACACAGCAGCCAUGCUUCUCUUCUCUCGUCUUUUAUCUCCUCAAGGUAUUCAUCUUCUUAUUUGUUCUUAGUUAAGUAAACAAAAUCUUCAAUUUGUGUUCCAUUUUAAUACAUAACAUGACCUUAUACUUCCUUCAAAGAAGCAAACUUUUAACACUAUUUAGCACAAAGAUUGCAUCUUUAUCUUCUUUACUCAAAACCCAACAAAACCCAUGUCCUCAAAUUGCUCAAUUAGAUAACCCUUUUAGGGUUUUACAAUUGGGUGUUUCAUUUUCAACACAAUCCUCUAAGUUCCCUGAGUAUGAGAUGCCUUCUGUUACUUGGGGUGUUGUUCAGGGAAAGAGAGAAAAGUUGGUUAAUCGAGUUAUUAUAUGUGAUUACCUUAAGAGUUUAGGUAUAAUUCCUGAUGAAUUGGAAAAUCUUGAACUUCCUUCGACUGUGGAUGUGAUGAAAGAGCGCGUCGAGUUCUUGCUGAAGCUGAGAUUAACUAUUGAUGAUUUUAAUGAGUACCCUUUAAUGUUGGGGUGUAGUGUGAGGAAGAAUAUAAUACCUGUUUUGGGUUACUUGGAGAAAAUUGGUAUUCCUAGGUCUAAACUUGGUGAGUUUGUGAAGAGUUAUCCGCAAGUGUUGCACGCCAGUGUUGUUGUUGAACUUAUGCCUGUUGUUAAGUUUCUUCGCGGACUUGAUGUGGAGAAACAGGAUCUUGGAUAUGUUCUUCAAAAGUAUCCUGAGCUUCUUGGCUUUAAGCUUGAAGGGACUAUGAGUACUUCCGUGGGUUAUCUUGUUAGCAUCGGUGUUAAUCCUAGAGAUAUUGGUCCGAUGGUCACACAGUAUCCGUACUUAUUGGGGAUGAGAGUAGGAACUAUAAUUAAACCAAUUGUUGAUUAUUUGAUUUCUCUGGGUUUGCCAAAGAAUAUAGUAGCUAGGAUGCUGGAGAAGCGGACAUAUAUACUUGGGUAUGAUCUGGAAGAGACUGUUAAGCCGAAUGUAGAUUGUUUAAUUAGUUUCGGAAUUAGGAAGGAGGCGCUUCCUUCAGUUAUAGCACAGUAUCCACAAAUUCUCGGAUUGCCUUUGAAAGCUAAACUAUCUUCGCAGCAGUAUUUCUUCAACUUGAAGAUCAGGAUGGACCCUGAAGGGUUUGCACAAGUUAUAGAAAAGAUGCCACAAAUUGUUAGCCUUAACCAAAAUGUGAUCAUGAAACCCGUCGAGUUCCUUUUGGGUCGCGGAAUCCCAUCUGAGGAUGUGGCAAAGAUGAUUGUUAAAUGUCCGCAGUUAGUUGCGCUGAGAGUUCCACUUAUGAAGAAUAGCUUUUAUUUCUACAAGACUGAAAUGGGUAGGCCAGUAAAUGAGCUUGUUGAUUUCCCGGAAUAUUUUACUUAUAGCCUCGAAUCCAGAAUCAAACCGAGGUAUCAGAAACUACAAAACAAGGGAAUCCAUAGCUCGUUAAAUUGGUUCCUCAACUGUAGCGACCAGAGAUUUGAAGAGAGAUUGCAGGGUGAUUAUAUCGAGUCGGAAAAUGUAGGUCCAUCAUUUUAUAUGGGUGGGAGAUUAGAACUACCAGGGUAUGAGGCCGUGUCGGAUGAGGAAGAUGAGAGCGAUGAUGACGUACUAUACAGACGCACUGUUUCUCUUUGAUAAAUUGUUAGUUGCAUCGAACGAAUUAUACUUGUAUUACAUCGAAGGUGAGUUUCAAAUAGAUUAUCACUAUGAAUAUUUUCUCGUUGUCCAAUCCAUUGUGUUGCCAUUUUAACAGUUCAUUUUUUCUUCUAA
Mercurialis annua (annual mercury) is the source of this 1867-nucleotide messenger RNA. RefSeq names its product transcription termination factor MTERF4, chloroplastic. The record is from RefSeq and is a predicted model, not a curated record. The coding region runs from base 215 to 1732 and encodes 505 amino acids. Gene Ontology annotation, molecular function: double-stranded DNA binding. NCBI's taxonomy places the organism in Eukaryota, Viridiplantae, Streptophyta, Magnoliopsida, Malpighiales, Euphorbiaceae. The transcript has a single exon. Gene Ontology annotation, biological process: regulation of DNA-templated transcription.